Molecule: messenger RNA, 2593 nt
Organism: Ochlerotatus camptorhynchus
Lineage: Eukaryota; Metazoa; Arthropoda; Insecta; Diptera; Culicidae
Exons: 5
Coding region: 441-2537 (698 amino acids)
Cellular component (GO): cytoplasm
Molecular function (GO): guanyl-nucleotide exchange factor activity
Source: RefSeq, a predicted model, not a curated record
UGCGAAGAACUUCGUAUACUAAGCUCGGAACCACACCACAGUCUGCUGGCACUCGACAGGACUUCUGUUUUUUUUUUGCUGGAGCUUAUCGUCCUUUCUUGCCAGUAGUAAACUGACCUCAAGAGGAUUAACAACAACUCAUGGACUAGAAACAAAGAACCAACGGUAAUGGCAAGUGCCAGUGUAACGAGUGUGUUUAAAACUUCUCAAAAGUUCCUACAUGAAUCUACAUUAUUCUAAACUGAAAGCAUUAAAAAGUUAACAUUUUUCGACACAUUCAUGUGAAAGGAGCUGCUAUGUUUGUCUGCCUAGGAAAAUUAAAACUUAUUACUUUGCAUGGUGAAUUACGUUCAUACUCAUACACAGCUCACACCGGUCUCGUAGUGAAACAGUGAAGUGGAAAACAUUGUGCAUUGGUUUAUGCUGGAGCUGGAGCGAAAAUGGAAAUUCCAGAAACGGGAGCCGUGUUCACCCUCGGGAAAUCAUAUUUAUCCGACACGAUUGGAACCGUCCGGCACCGGCACAUCCAACCGCUUCGGCAAGGGCGGCAGCAGCAACCAACGACGGAUGAUGACCACGGUGGAGGAGAACCAACGCCUACGCCGAAACGGCAAACCAGCUCAUCAACUGCUUCAUCCGGUAUGGCCAUGGUGACCAGCGCUGCAGAUCUACAGCAGCAGCAGCAAUGCAACGGUCUCAGCCCCCCGAGACCACCACAACAGCAGAGUUAUUUUUUCAUAAAAAAUGAUCCAGUGGUAAAAAUUGUUUGCGGAAACAAGCAAAGUGGCGUUAUUUGCGAAUCUGGACGUCUUUUCGUGUGGGGCCAAAAUCAGUUUGGCCAGCUGGGUCUAGCUUCGACGGAGGUUUGCGAGAAACCUUCAUGUGUUCGUAUCCUGAAGCGACUCAAACAACGAGUCAUGGAUGCCCGAUUCGGUGCCUAUGGGUACGGGCUGAUCCUAACCGAAAAAGGGAAAAUCUUCUACACCGGGAAAAAUGUGUUCCCCUUCAAUGCGAAAAUUGCCUCCCUAUUCGAAGCGGAUAGUCUCCAAAAGUGUACCACGGACAACACCGAAUACACUCACACCCCCGUAGAGCUCGUUGAAUUUUCCGAAUGCCUAGAGAAGGAAGACGAGCGCAUCGUGGACAUCGCCACCGGUUUUUGUCACUUUGUAGUCCGAACCAGUGCUGGCAAUUGUUUCGGUUGGGGUCACAACAGCCACCAGCAGUUGGGUGGAGUCGAUUCGUUGAAAAUUCUAACCAAACCGGAUCGCAUAGGCGUUGAAGAACGGAUCGAGCUGGUCGAAUGUGGCAACUAUUGUACUCUGAUGGUUUCCGAAUCAAACAAGCUUUAUUUGGCUGGAAAGUUUCAGAAGAUUACGAUCCCUGUCGUUAAGGAGCUGGUCAUCAUCGUCCUACCGGCUAAGGUCAUGUCCGUCCAAAUUACGAGAAACGAUCUGAUCUAUCUUCUACUGGAAGAUAAUCAAGUGUAUCGUUGCAAUCGUGUUCAGAAACUCGAAGACCUCAAGUUCCAACGAUUGGAGCAGUUUGACCAGCUCCUGCGCCAAGAUGAAUACAUUACUCAAAUUGCCCCGGCAGACAACUUUACAUCUUUUGCUACGAGCAAAGGUCGGCUUCUGACCACCUACGAUGACGACAGUCCCUUCACACCCUCGAAUCACUUUCGAGAGUUGAUCAAAUUCAGAGAUUUUCGUGUGGCCAACGUAUCCAGUGGGCUGGAGCACUCGUUGGUUCAAGCUUUCCCGAAGGAACAUCAAACUCCAGCGAUUGAGAUCGAUUUUUGCGAGGCAGUGGAAAGCAUCGAAGCGGCUAUCUGUAACGAGGAACAGAAAAUUCGCAAUGGAACACCGAUGCCACUGCCGCGGGUCGAACUAAGUGAUGAGUUUAUUCGGCAGGAAAAGAGACGACUUCGACACGAGAGAAUUGCAAAGGAACUUUCCAAGGAUGAGUGCAUUCAGAUUGAGACCGACGAAACAGAGGUACGAUUCAUUGACAAUGGUAUAGACAUGACAUCGAUGGUGACUACAGCCGAGGACAACACAGCGCUAGGGGAACAAAUGAUGAACGAGAAAAACCGCCUCGAUCCGAAGUAUGCAUCACACAGUGAGAUCAUGAGGGACAAUGUGCUGCAUGCAAAAACUCCAACCCCGAACAUAAGCCAGCUAAUCGACUACAGUGACGACGAGAAUGGAAGCAUCUCGUCACAAUCGACCUUCAACGAUGAAGAUGACAUAACUGAACCGUACGCUCUGGCCAAAAACGGGAAGAAUAAGCCGCCCAACGAUUCCAACAAUAACCAGGAUGAAGAUCGCAAACUCAGCGUGGAGAGCAAAAGCAGUCAGGGAAGUACCACUUCGCGCGGUAAGAUGAAACAGUUCCUGCGAGGCCUAAAGGCAAAAAGCAUGGAUGUUAGCUGCCGGAAUGCCGGAACGGUCCUGAAUGAUGACAAAAAGUACUCUAAAGAUGACCAGGAAAUUCGUCCGGAGGACCGUGCUUCAAAAGUGUGCAACUUAAUGUAACGAAUCUAUACCUUCAUCGACCACAAGAACCAAACUUUUAUAAUAAACGCACUUGU